Molecule: messenger RNA, 2178 nt
Organism: Mya arenaria
Lineage: Eukaryota; Metazoa; Mollusca; Bivalvia; Myida; Myidae
Exons: 3
Coding region: 183-1241 (352 amino acids)
Source: RefSeq, a predicted model, not a curated record
CCCAAGAGCAUAACACUAGCCAGUUGUUUAUUGAUGCACAUACAUCCAAGAACUUGCUGGAGGGACUGCAAUUAGGUCUUGCUGAGAUAAAGAAGAAGAAUACGAUACAACAGUAUCAGAUUAGGAACGACCCCGCCAUUGAAAGUUUGCUGGGUUCGAGGACUGGCAUUGGCACUUUCGAAAUGAUUGACACUUCAAAAGGUCGAGGUCAGAGAUAUGAGCAUUCGAGGAGGUCCACGACACAAAAAGAAGGCGAAAAGAUACCUUCAACAUCUUAUCCUGCUACCAAAACCGUUGUCGUCAUCCAGGCUACCCAAAAAAUCAAGACCUUCACGACCAAUACAGUACCGGAACCAUCUUUGAAUCCUAGUGGAACGCAAACAUCUGCAAAACCGAAGCAAAAAACACAGAACAUAGUCAGCAAUGACCUGACCAGACUGAAGUUCACCUCCGCCCCAGAAAUCCUAGUCAGGCCUCCAUCUGAGUUUCGUAACUGCUGGCUGAACGACAUUCUCCUCCUGUCUGGAGACAGGCUGUUACUGAAUGACAUUUCAACAAGAACAUUGAAAAUUAUAGACCUCAAGACAAGCAGUCUAACGUCCGAGGUCAAUGUACCAGGCAUGCCAUGGGGCAUGUGUCACAUCCCCGGAGACAAAGUGGCUAUUUGUGUUAGUCAGAGUAUUCAGUUCUUGGAAAAACGGGGGAAACUCUUCCUGGGGAAGAACAUCAAGGUGGAUAGUGAUUGUCGUGGUGUUGGUUACCAUAACGGAAACUUAAUUAUUUCAUUCGAGAGCGGGAACGUUCAGAAGAUUAAUAUGGAAGGGAAAGUGUUGGCGACAAUUUCAACUAGCUCAUUUAAAAACCCUUGGCACUUGAAAGUAGUCGGUGACGAUCAGACAGCAGCCAUUUAUGUGUCCGACUUUGAGAUGUGCACAAUUACUAAGCUGGACAUGAACUUGAUCACUCUCGAAACAUUCAAGGACCCUGCACUGAGAAAACCAUUAGGCAUCACUGCAGUGGGAAACCAGCUGAUCAUCUGCGGUUGGUUAAGUCACAACAUAAUGUGCCUGGACCUGCAGAGUGGCAAUAUGACCGAGCUACUUGGCAUGGUGGAAGGGAUAGCGUCGCCAAAGAUUGUGUGCUACAGUCUGCAGCAGAACAAGAUGUAUGUUGCCGUCUUUGAAAAUGGGGAUGCCAACAAUUAUGUUAAGGUGUAUAAUACAACACCAAAAUGGAAUUAGAUAUAUUUGCUUUGAAUUAGCAACAGAGUCAAGUUGACAACUAUGCACUUACAUUUCACUAGACAGACAGGUUGUUUGUUCCUAUAUAUAUGUUUAUGUAUCCUUUGAUUGAUUUGAAACUGGUGAUAUUAUGUAGUAAAGAGAAUAGCUCAUGUUUAGUAGGGUGUUUUUUCUUUUAACAAAACAAACACGUAUCAAUGAUAAAACAUCAUCAAAGGUGUUUAAUAGGAGCUCCUUUAUUUACAAAGGCAGAUAUUGUUUUAUUAUACCAAAGAAAGUUAGGCUGUUAGAAAUUUAAUAACGUCAGACAUAGAUUUACAAAAUUAAUAUCUGUUCAAAUAAAUAACUGCAAUUUAAUAAUAAUAAUAAUAAUAAUAAUAAUAAUAAUAAUAAUAAUAAUAAUAAUAUUAAUAAUAAUAAUAAUAAUAAUAAUAAUAAUAAUAAUGAAUAUGUUUAUAUACUACCGAUAAAUUUAUAGUUGCAAUUUAAUGUGUGUAUUAUAUUUUGUUCUUGAUUACAAGUUUUUGUUAGUGGUUUUAUUUAAUAUUUUCUAUAAUCUACUCUAUAUAGCGGAUUUGUACCAUUGCAUAGCGUGAUUUUAGUAUAUUGCUUGUGAUUUCCGUAUGAAAGUUGAAAUGUCAAAGUGUUUAAAAUAACACAAUUUAAAAACAUAUUAUGAAAACAACAAACAUUAAGGACACACAAUCUGUGAACGAGUCCCUGUAAUAUCUAAAAUCUUAUAUUUUAAACAGUUUCUUUCUAUUUCAGAGUCUAUAUUUUGCUUCAAGUGGAUAUCUAUUGUUAUUACUUUUAAUUUGCAUAUAAUUUAAACAAAUGUUGGACCAGUAAUUUGAAAUUAAGUAGGAUAGAAUAGUUGUUGUAAAUGUAUUAAAGACAAUUUCCAUUGUGAAUAAAAAUAAAUUUACAAAGACUUAUC